Molecule: messenger RNA, 4750 nt
Organism: Lates calcarifer (barramundi perch)
Lineage: Eukaryota; Metazoa; Chordata; Actinopteri; Centropomidae
Gene: ddhd2
Product: DDHD domain containing 2
Exons: 19
Coding region: 245-2632 (795 amino acids)
Cellular component (GO): COPII-coated ER to Golgi transport vesicle
Molecular function (GO): triacylglycerol lipase activity; metal ion binding; protein binding
Source: RefSeq, a predicted model, not a curated record
CCGAGAACACCGUAACUAGGCAGCGUUUGACAGGAGGCUGUCCUUGGUUAGCCAAGCUAACCAGAGCGAGCUAAACAGCGAAAACAAGUCCUCUGCGUAAACAAAUCCUCUUCAUGUAUAUGAAGUUGUCGCCCCCGGUUUCCAUGUGCAGCUGGCUUGUUGCAGAUCCUGUGAUUGCGUGCCCCACCAUCCCACCCUGCCCCCCUCAGGUCAGAACUGAGGGCUGGGGUCAGGUUUUGUGCUAAUGUCAUUCAGUCCUGGUGAGGAGGGGGGUCUAUCUGAGGCUGCCCCAAACGUCAACACCCAAGACCUGUUUGACAACCCCAGUCAGACUUUGGCUCCAGGGAACACAUCUGAGGAUCAGGUGUCGCCUGUGGUGGAUGAGGCCUCUCCUUCUUCCACGUCCUCCUUUGAGAUGCUUGACAUGGAGUCGGUCCCAACUCCUUACCAAGAAGUGCAGCCUCACUGGUUCUUCUGUCGACGGGCUAAUGACGGCACCUCCUGGCUUCCUUUCAGCAGAGAAGACUCUGACAAACUAGAGUGGGCCUGCAACACUGGAGACAAGGAGGAGGAGGUGGUGGUGGCUGUGGAUGGAGAGCGGUAUGAUGUACACGUCAGGGAGAGGAAGCGCUACGCUGUGUACUGGGAGCAAGCUCCCGCUGAAGUCCGCCGCUGUACCUGGUUCUACAAAGGAGAUAAAGACACCAGGUUCAUGCCUUACCCCGAGGACUUCAGCAAAAGUCUGGAGGAGGCAUAUAUGAUAGCAGUGACCUUGGGCGAAUGGAAGAGGAAACUGGAGUUUCCCACUGGAGAGACUGUUAUCUUACACAAUCCCAAACUGAUAAUGCAGUAUCAGCCAAUAGGAUUGCAGGAUGAAUGGGUGUCCUCCCCCUCGGAGCAGACCCGACCUCGAACGGUCAAGAGGGGAGUAGACAACAUCUCUGUAGAAAUACCUGAUGGUGAACCAGAAAAGGUGGACCACCUUGUCUUUAUGGUGCACGGCAUCGGGCCUGCAUGUGACUUGCGCUUCAGGUCCAUCAUACAGUGUGUAAAUGACUUCAGGAGUGCCUCCCUGUCCCUCCUGGCCUCUCAUUAUAAGCGUGCUCAGCAGGACGGGCAAGUGGGCAGAGUUGAGUUCCUCCCAGUCAACUGGCACAGCGCACUACACGGGGAUGCCACUGGUGUGGAUGAGGACAUCCAGAGGAUCACUCUUCCCAGCAUCAGCAGGCUGAGACAUUUCACCAAUGACACGCUGCUGGACCUGUUUUUCUAUAACAGCCCCACCUACUGCCAGACCAUAGUGGACACAGUGGCGUCAGAGAUCAACAGGCUGCACACCCUCUUUAAACAGAGACACCCAGAAUUCAGCGGGGCAGUUUCAGUAGUGGGCCAUAGCCUAGGCUCGCUGAUCCUGUUCGACAUGCUAACCAAUCAGAGGACUGGUUCAGAAGCCAGAGAGAGGGUGCCCUCUGGUGAGCCCUGUCGUCCAAACUGUGACACACUGGAGCAGACUCUGACCAAACUGGGUCUACAGCAAUACCUGGAUACACUGCAGGCAGAAAACCUCGACCUUGAAUCCCUGGCUCUUUGCCACGACAGUGAUCUCAAAGUUUUAGGAAUUCCCCUUGGACCUCGUAAGAAGCUCCUGAACUACGUCAAGAGGAAAUGGCUUCCAGAGGAUUGCAAGACAGAGACAGCACGUCUGGCACCAGGGUUACAAGUUCCACCUCAAGUGAACAGUGAUCAUGAUGGUUAUCAGUCUUCAGGACUGACUGCGCAGCAACAGCAGUUUCACAGGGCACAGUCUGUCACCAGUGCUGUAGACUAUGAAUACUUCGACGUGGGUAUCGGACAGGUAUCCAUUGAUUACCCGCAGCUGGCAUUCCACCCUCAGACGUUUUUUGCAUUUGGCUCUCCCAUUGGAAUGUUCCUGACCGUCCGCGGGCUUAAACGCAUCGAUCCAAACUACACCUUCCCAACCUGCAAGAGCUUUUACAAUAUCUACCACCCGUACGACCCUGUGGCCUAUCGGAUAGAGCCCAUGAUUGUUUCAGAGGUGGAUCUGGAGCCAAUGCUGAUCCCUCACCAUAAAGGCCGCAAGAGGAUGCACCUGGAACUAAAGGACAGCUUGACCCGUAUGAGCAUGGAUUUGAAGAACAAUGUACUGGGAUCAUUACGGACGGCGUGGCAGUCUUUUGCCAGACUACCUGUUGCUGCACUGCCCCCCAUGGAGGCAGCAGAAAAUACGAUAGAGAGAAACCUUCAAGAAACACAGGCCUCAGCGGCAGUCACUGCUUCUGCUAAGAACGAAGAGAAAAGUGAUGAUUUUUGGACUAAAAUACUGGAGUGGCCCAGGGCCCUUCAUAAGCAUUACUUCCAAGGAGUGUGUGAGGAGGCAGAAUCCUCAGUGUCAGCAGAGCAGAAUGAGCAGUCAGAGAUUAAAGUGGGGAUGUUGAAUGGAGGACGAAGGAUUGACUACGUACUUCAGGAAAAACCCAUUGAGAGCUUUAAUGAAUACCUGUUUGCCAUCCAGUCUCAUCUGUGUUACUGGGAAUCUGAGGAUACAGCUCUCCUGCUGCUGAAGGAGAUCUAUGACAAGCUGGGUGUGGCCUUUGAACAGCCACAACAGUAAUAAAAAUUUUAUGAAUGUAAACAUGCUAACAUGACAGAAACCUGAAAGUGAGAAAAUGAAGGACAGCUGACCAAGCCAGAGGCUCCACAAUCCUCUUCCAGAAUGCCUUACCAUCUGGGUGUUACCUGACUGCCCCGCCCUCCCCUCCUCCAGCAGUGACAGACUUGUUUACCUGCAGUCAGGUGAUCGUGUUUCAGAUAUGUCAGUUAACUUUAAUUUGAGGUAGUGGUGGUUUCUUGGUGUCGUUUAAACUCCCACUGCAGGACCGGGUUUGGUGUCUGUUUCAAAUCCACCAAAACAUAACUGUCAUGUACCUGGUCGCACUUUUUUUUUCAAGUCAUUGUUUAUUUUACUUCACUUUGCACUUUCGCUGACAUACUGACAUAUCAUACUUACAGUUGCAGCUGAUUAACAUUGACGAAAAAGGUUCAUGAUAGGCAGAGGACACACAGUACUUGUUCAUGAAAGAAAGACACAUCAAGUUGCAUAACAAGUAUAAUGUUAUGCAACAUGAAUUGUAUGUCAAACUGGAAUUAAUUCUCAGCUGGCAUUUCUGUGUAGGUCACAAAAUAUAUCUUAAACCCCAAAAUAGAAUUAAAAUAAUAGAUUAUAACUUCUAAAAUAAAUAUAUAAAAUAUAUAUAUAUAAAAUAUAACCUAUAUAAUUACACACACACACACAUACAUACAUAUAUAUAUAUAUAUAUAUAUAUAUAUAUAUAUAUAUAUAUAUAUAUAUAUAUAUAUAUAUAUAUAUAUUAGACCUCCUCUGAAUAAAUAACUAGGUCCAGUGGUUUCAUUUGGUUGACUAUAAGACGUUAAGUUUCUAAUUAGGAAGAUGAAGGUUGAUAUUUUGUUUGUUACAAGCUUCCUGGCAGCUCGUUUUUCAUUGCACAGAUGACGUCUUUUACUGACCGUAAACGAAGGUGAAGUUCAUCGUGGCUUCUAAUUACACUUUUAUUUCAUUUGAAAUAUAUAGUUCAGUUUGAUUAUAGCAGCACGUGUAUCUGAAAGAUGUAAUCCUGAUAAAGAUAUGUUUCAGAAACAAAGUACAGAAAUGCAGGUGAUUCAAAGGAGGUGCCUGUUGUCUUUUCAUGGUGUGUUUGCGUGUGUGAGUACAUUAUGUUAUAGCAGUGAGCAAACUGUACAAACUGUAAAGACCAGUUCCACACACUCUCCUUCAGGUCUGUGCCAUUCCUCUUUGAUCAUUCUCUUCUUUCUUCUCUGUUGCAGUUGACUCAAAUUAUAUCUUGCUGUAAACCUAUAACAGCAGUGUAUAUUUUAUUCUAAAAUACUGUUAAUUCCAAAACGGGCUGGGAUCUGACUAACUUUUGCUAAGUCUAAGGGCCAAAUCACAGAUUUUGCUUCAUCUGUUCCUUUGUAUGAAUGUUUUGCAUAAUCACUGUCUCUACUGCAUGUACUUCUUUGUUAUGUUAGAGCAGAGUUUCUCAACAUUUAUUGGUCCUGACUUAUGACUCCUGAUGUCUCAAUAUUUACAUAAUUCUUAUGGACCCAGCAAUAAGAGAGUUGUCACAUUGAAAUCAUAUGAAUUUGAUUUAAAUAGCAUGAUAAAUAGAUUAUACAUAAAUUGUGCGUUCCAAAGCUAAUUAUAUUUAUUUUAUAUAAAAAUAUUUAUAUUUUAAAAAUAUCAUUGUAUCAGUGCUAAAAAUAUCUCAGAUCUGCAUCUGCACAUCUGGACUACAAAGUUGAGAAACUCUUUAUGUUAUAGCGACAUAACUUUAUAAAUAACUGUUAUAUGCACUGUUGGGGCAUCACAGCCUCCACCACCAAAGCUCUGAAUGGCCCGUAUCUCAGCCCUCUGGGUGUAACAUUCACACAAUUACAUAUUGCCCAAAUGGAGUUGUUUGUUUUUUUUCCUUAAGAAAUGCACUGAACACUAUAUUACCAUGUUGGAGUGAUUUCCUUAAACCUCACUGUCAUCCCACAGUAAAAAACAAGACUUAAUCGUCCCUGGCUCCUCUUCUUUACCAUAACUGCUGUUCUGGCAUUUGAUAUUAAUGUGGUGAUAGAUACCAAAAAACAAAUGCUCUCCUUUCUGAAUACAUACUCUAUGAAUAUGGUUACAUGUUGUGUGUGCCAUAAUAAAACAUCACAAGUG